This is a messenger RNA of Aspergillus saccharolyticus JOP 1030-1, 1318 nucleotides long. RefSeq lists its product as uncharacterized. NCBI's taxonomy places the organism in Eukaryota, Fungi, Ascomycota, Eurotiomycetes, Eurotiales, Aspergillaceae. The record is from RefSeq and is a predicted model, not a curated record. The coding region runs from base 60 to 1208 and encodes 382 amino acids. Gene Ontology annotation, cellular component: kinetochore; Mis6-Sim4 complex. The transcript has 2 exons.
AGACCAUCCAGACCAUCCAGACCCCAGACCAUCAACCGCAGCACAACCACCCACCCAGAAUGUCAACCCCACCAUCCCUCACAACAGAAGAACAGGCCGAAGCCCUCGACUCCGAAAUCUCCACCAUCCGCGCAGAACUCCGAGCCCUCCACCACCGCCGUCGCACCCUCACCACCAGCCUCCUCUCCUCCCGGCCUCUUCAACGCCUGGCGAAGCGCCACCAAGAAUCCUCCCCCUCGCAGCCCAUCAGAACCCCGAAACAAUGGGCCGACCUCUCCCCGCUCCUGCACGCCUCCUCCCUCCACGCCGACCUCAACCACCACCGCAUCGCCUUCUCCACCACCGCCUUUCCCUUCACGGACCCGUCGCCGACGGCUGAAGCCAGGAACCUGCUGGGAGUACGCAUCGACAUCUGCGCGAAGGACGGGAGGUACACGAAACCGUACUACAUUCUGCUGCGGAAGGUGCAGCCCCCAAUGCCCGUGACUGGGGAUGCAGGGCAGACGAAGAAGCCGCAGAAAGUGCUGUAUGUGCAUCGGCAUACGAUCCCCGCGGUGGUGGAUCUUGGGACUUUGGAGCGGGUGUAUUUGCCGCGGGCGAAGGGGAGCGCGACUGGGGAAGGGGAGGGGGGAGAUGUUGUACAAGGAACAGAAGAAGAAGAAGAAGCAGAAAGAGCGCAGCUGAAGCCGUGGAAGCAUAAGGUCCGGCCGCAGAAUCUCAGCGGGUUUGUGCGCGAGGUGCGCCGGCAGUUGGUCGUCUGGCAUCUACGGUGUGACGGGGUCCGGUAUUUGAGGGAGAGGUUGGGCGUGGUUCGACGGGAAGCAGAAGGCGCCGGUGCUACCGGGUACGGUGAGGAGGAGGAUGGGGUCUGGGAAAGGGACGUUUUGGCCGAGGGGAAUCAGGAGACGAGAAUUGUCAAGAAUGACCUAGGGAUUGUCGCGUUGGGGGCCACCGCGUUGGAAGCGGUGUAUGUGCGCGUGGAGUGGGAGGAUGGCCGAGUCGGUCGGUUCAAGAUUUCGAAUACUGGCAUGGUGGAGAGGGCGGUGGUGAUGGGAGAUAGUGGGAGAGAUAAGUUGAUGGAGGCGGUGCUGACAGGUGGGAAUGGGAGACUGGAAACUUUGCUGGACCGGUUGAGAAAACAUGCAUCCGACGCGAAACCUCCUGCUUCGGUCUCGGAGGUUGCGUCGGAGACGGCCUCGGAGGUGUGAUACCUCGCUAUUCGCGCAGUCUGCUUGCGUGCAACUCAUAUCUGAUACCUAUUCAAGUUCAAUAUCACGUCCUAGGUCAUUUAAUGUAUUCCCACCUCCACGAUCGCAGU